Molecule: messenger RNA, 1057 nt
Organism: Oncorhynchus nerka (sockeye salmon)
Lineage: Eukaryota; Metazoa; Chordata; Actinopteri; Salmoniformes; Salmonidae
Product: protein eva-1 homolog B-like
Exons: 4
Coding region: 459-962 (167 amino acids)
Source: RefSeq, a predicted model, not a curated record
UGGAGACCGUGAGGGAGAGGGAAAGUCUGUUAUUCAGAGCAAGCUACCACCUCUUCCCUAUAGGUUUCUCUACACACUCCAGGACUGGAGAACAGCAGUAGUCACACACAAGGAACGAGCAAGAUUGACAAAGUCAGGAUUGCUUGUUGUGUUGAUUUUGCCAACCUGGAUGCGAGAAGUGGACUGUUUUGACUGAGGCUAGCAUUGAGCCUUACCUUAUCUUGACAGGAAUGAACUUUCCUAAGAGGACACUUUGACAGUACUACUUACUUGGGCGGCCAAAUGAACUGUUCGGCCUGAGGAGCGAAGGGCACGGGCGUAGAUCCAGAGAGACAGAGAGAGAGGGUAGCUCAAUCAUUCAGCAAACCUCUCCACUUCCAUCAUGAGCUGGGACUGAAUAGUUACCACUACAGCUUCAUUUUAUGGUGUAAGCAAAGGCUACUGGACAUAUCGUCAGCAUGGACGCAAAGAGGAAAGAGAUGGACCUCCUGAGCAACAGCAUAGCUGCAUAUGCACACAUCAAAGAGAACCCAGAGAGCUUUGGGCUGUACUUUGUGAUUGGGGUUUGUUUUGGCCUGGUCCUCACCCUCUGCCUCCUGGUCAUCCGGAUCUCUUGUAAGCCCCGCACCAACAUCCCGGCCUCCACGCCCGAGAAGAAACACCUGAAGGACUUCAGUGAGGACGAAUGUGAUGAAGAUAGCGAGGAUGAGGAUGAGGAAGAGGAGGGUGACGUUGAAGCACCUGCCCCCAUGCCCACCACAGAGAUUCCCAUUGGCAACCACCACAACCACAGCCAAUCGGACGGGACACUGAGCGUUAACGUGUUCACGUCGGCCGAGGAGCUAGAGCGGGCACAGCGAUUGGAGGAGAGGGAGCGAAUCAUACGGGAGAUCUGGAGGAAUGGGCAGCCUGAUAUCCUGGGUUCAGGAACAGGCACUAUAGGUCGGGUGCACUACUACUAACGUCCAGUACUACUGGGCCACUGAAUGGACAUACUAUAUAGAACUAUGGUGCUAUGGAAUCAGGGGGUACACUGUGGUCCACACUCCGCCAAAGA